AUGGUGAAGUCAUAUCAGCGUUUUGAGCAAGCUAAUGUGUUCGGUGUUAUAUCAUCCAAUUCCAACAGUGUUUGGAUCGAACCAGAGGCUAGCAAGCGUAAAACCGGUAACUUAGGACAAGUGAUUGUGGGAGGUUUAGAAAACAUAUUAGUUUGGGAUAUCAAGACAGGCGAACAAAUUGCCCAAUUAACUGAUGGUCUUCCACCCGGUGCAUCUGAUGCCAAACUGUCAAAACCUGCUGAAACUACAUUUUUAAAAUAUCAUCCAGAAACCAAUUUAUUGGCUGCUGGUUACGCUGAUGGUGUGAUUAAAAUUUGGGAUUUAAUAUCCAAAACUGUUUUAAUUUCUUUUAAUGGUCAUAAAUCUGCUAUUACUGUUUUAGCUUUUGACACAACUGGUACUAGAUUAAUUUCGGCAUCCAAGGAUUCAGAUAUAAUUGUAUGGGAUUUGGUAGGUGAGUCAGGUUUAUACAAGCUUCGUUCACACAAGGAUGCCAUAACUGGUCUGUGGUGUGAAGAUGAAAACUGGCUCAUUAGUACAUCAAAGGAUGGUCUUGUUAAGAUAUGGGACUUAAAAUCUCAGCAAUGUGUAGAAACUCAUCUAGCACAUACCGGAGAAUGUUGGUCCCUUGGUAUUAUUGAAGAUAUGGCCGUUACUUGCAGUGCGGAUAGUCAAGUGAAGCUGUGGAAACUUGAUUUACAAGCUGAAAAUGGCUCCAAAUUAACAGAAAAAGGCAUCAUAGAAAAACAGAGUAAGCAAAGAGGUGUUGAAAUCGAUUUUGCUGUUGCACCAGAUGGCGUAAAAUUCUUUUAUAUACAAAAUGCUGAUAAGACUAUUGAGAUUUACAGGUUAAGAAAGGAAGAAGAAAUAUCAAGGGCUUUAAAGAAGAGAGAAAAGCGUCUUCAAGACAAAGGUAUGUCAGAGGAAGAGAUAAAGGAAGCCAUGGGAAGUCCAGUAUCUCUGAUGUAUCAUUUGUUCCAGGUUGUUCGUUCACCAUACAAAAUUAAGUCAGCGCAAUGGACAGUUUGUUCCAACUCAAAACUAGAGCUUGUCGUAACUACGUCCAACAACUCAAUCGAGUAUUACUCAAUUCCUUACUCUAAAAGAGAGCCAACACAGCCUGCUCCACUAAAACUUCACACUAUUGAUCUACAUGGUCAAAGAACGGAUAUCAGAUCAACAAGUAUAAGCGAUGAUAAUAAAUUGCUGGCUACUGCUUCUAAUGGUUCAUUGAAGAUUUGGAAUAUAAAAACGAAGCGUUGCAUAAGGUCAUUCGAAUGUGGAUAUGCCUUGACAUGUAAAUUUCUACCAGGUGGCGCAUUAGUUGUGGUCGGAACUAGAAAUGGUGAAUUGCAAUUGUUUGACAUUGCAUCUUCUACUAUGCUUGACAAUAAGGAAGGGGCACAUGAUGCUGCUAUCUGGUCAUUAGAUUUAACUAGUGAUGGAAGAAAGCUGGUUACAGGGUCAGCAGAUAAAACUGUAAGAUUCUGGACCUUUGAGGUUUCAGAAGUACCAGUUUCCGAUGAGUCCAAUAAAACUAUGCCAAUGUUGCAAUUAUUCCAUGAUACCACUUUAGAACUAGAUGACGAUAUUUUAAGUGUGGUGAUAUCGCCUGAUGACAAAUUCAUUGCUGUAUCAUUACUCGAUAACACAGUCAAGGUAUUUUUCUUGGAUUCGAUGAAGUUUUUCUUGAGCUUAUAUGGUCAUAAGCUGCCUGUAUUAUCAAUGGAUAUUUCAUAUGAUUCAAAGCUAAUAGUUACAUGCUCUGCUGAUAAGAAUAUAAAAAUUUGGGGUCUAGAUUUUGGUGAUUGUCAUAAGUCAUUGUUUGCUCAUCAAGAUUCUAUUAUGAAUGUUAAAUUUCUUCCUGAGUCUUAUAACUUUUUCAGCUGUUCCAAAGAUGCCACUGUUAAAUAUUGGGAUGGUCAGAAAUUUGAAUGUAUUCAAAAACUUGCAGCACAUCAAAGUGAAGUUUGGAGUAUUUCAGUUUCAAACGAUGGUACAUUUGUUAUAUCUACUGGACAUGAUCACAGUAUAAGAGUAUGGGAAGAAACUGAGGACCAAGUUUUUCUGGAAGAAGAGAGAGAGAAGGAAAUGGAUGAGCAAUAUGAAGAUACCCUACUAACUAGCUUAGAGGGUGGUGCUGGUGAUGAAAUGUUAAGUGUUAAGAAGGGUGAUAACGAGGAAUCUGAAGAAGUUGAAGGUGUUCAUAAGCAGACAGUAGAAUCUUUAAAGGCUGGUGAGAGACUGAUGGAAGCGCUUGAGAUAGGUGUUAAUGAUAUUAUUGCAAUGGAAGAAUUCAAUGAACAGCUCAAUGCCUGGAAGAAGUCGAAAAAGGGUAUUCAACCUAUCAGACCCCAGGAAAAUACUCUUUUAGUAGCAUUAAAGAAAACUCCAGAGGAAUAUAUAAUUGAAACAUUGGUUAAAAUUAAACCUUCACAAAUUGAAGACGCAUUAAUGGUUAUGCCUUUCUCAUACAUUUUGAAAUUUUUGAAGUUCAUAGAUGUUGUUACAACUAAAGCAGCACUUCUACAAAAGCAUAUUUCCUUGGUUUGUAAAACAUUAUUCUUUGUGAUAAGAUUCAACUACAAGGAGUUAGUUGCGCAAAAAAAUGCAAAUCUGAAACUGCAAAUAACAAGAGUGAAAGAUAAUCUGAGGAAAUCUUUAAAGUCCAAUGUCGACGAAUUGGGGUUCAAUAUAGAAGGUAUGAAGUUUAUAAAACAGCAAUGGGAGUUAAAUCACCAUUUGGAAUUUAAUGAUGAGUACGAGGAGAAGAAUUUCGAAGAAAAGCACUCUAAAAAGAGAGUUUUUGGAACUUUAGCAUAA
This is a messenger RNA of Nakaseomyces glabratus, 2823 nucleotides long. RefSeq names its product snoRNA-binding rRNA-processing protein DIP2 (gene DIP2). Gene Ontology annotation, molecular function: snoRNA binding; protein binding. Lineage: Eukaryota; Fungi; Ascomycota; Saccharomycetes; Saccharomycetales; Saccharomycetaceae. Gene Ontology annotation, biological process: maturation of SSU-rRNA. Gene Ontology annotation, cellular component: Pwp2p-containing subcomplex of 90S preribosome; small-subunit processome. The record is from RefSeq and is a predicted model, not a curated record.